ACAACAGCGAAACACGACGUAAACAACCCGGGACGGUCGCAUCGGCGGGUUGCCAUGGUGAAGUGCGUCGUCUCUGGCUGCCAGAGCCGCGUGACGAACGUUCCGCGCGGGAUCUUCAACCGGCCGCCGAAGAGGUUCUUCAACUUCCCAGAAGACACCGCGCGGGUCAAGGUCUGGCUGGCGGCCCUGAGGGAGACCCAGAAGCAGGACUCCACAGACCAGCACCUGAUCUGCGAGGACCACUUCCUGCCGGAGGACAUCUCGGCCUCCGGGGUCAACGGGGACGCCAUUCCCAUCAUGCCCCCGUACCUGGACGGGCCCAUGGGCCGGGUCAGCCCCUGGGGGGCGGAGUCCUCCUCCUCCGAGGAGGAGGAGGAGGAGGGGGAGGCGGCUCACUGGGCCCCCUGCGGCGGCGAGGAAGACGAGGAAGACGAAGACGCUCCGGUUAAAGUGGAGCCACCAGAACCUCCAGAACACAGGGAUCCAGGCGCCAAGAAGACCUCCGAGACCAAAACCCCCAGCCUCAGUCCGCCCCAGAAGAGGAUCCACAACAAGAGAACUGGUUGGUGCUUCAUUUCAACUGAGAAAUAUAAAUAUAAGUCUAAUGUUGACGGAGGAGAUGGAGAUGUGUCUCUGGGGGUUCUGACGCGGCGCUUCCUGGAGCUGCUGGCGGCGUCUCCGGACGGCUCGGUGGACCUACGGCACGUGGCCACGGUCCUGCAGACGCGGCGCCGCCGGGUCUAUGACAUCACCAACGUGCUGGAGGGAAUCAGCCUCAUGGAGAAGGAGUCGACCAACAAGUUCAAGUGGAUAGGAAGCUGUCGGAUCUCCGGCUUCCUGCGGAUCAACCAGCAGAAGUUCCAGAGGGAGCUGGAGAACCUGAAGCUGGUGGAGGAGACGCUGGACUCGCUCAUCAAGAGCUGCGCCCAGCAGCUGUUCGACAUGACGGACGACGCCCACAACGCCAGGUCGGCCUACGUCACCGCCGAGGACGUCGGCCGGCUCGCCGCCUUCCGGGAGCAGACGGUGCUCGUGGUCAAAGCGCCGGAGGAAACCAAGUUGGAGGUUCCUGCGCCCAAAGAGGACAGCAUCCAGGUGCACCUGAAGGGGGGGAGGGGCCCCAUCACGGUUCUGACCUAUGACAUCGUGGCUGAAGGAGACCCUGAGAAGAAGAAGAGCUUCUUAACGCUGGAGGAGAGCCGGAUAGCGACCGCCGUGCUGCUCACAGGGUCCAGCAGUCCGCAGAGCGCGUAGCCGCCAGACGGCCACCAGGAGGCGCCGGCUGUCCUCUCCAGGAGCCUGAACGCCUCGUCUCCGUGGUAACGGGAGGCGUCCAGGCUGUCUGUCACCUGACUCAGCCAGAAUGUUUAAAUCAUGAAUCGACUCCCAACACCUGAGGAUCCAUUUCAGUGUCUUUUGACUGAAUAGGAGGAAGAGGAGGAGGAGGAGGAAGAAGAGUUUGACCCGGGACCUGUCUUUGUGUUGUGAUGUUUUGGAGGGGAGGAGCUUAGUGACUCUGUCUCACUCUUUAUUUUACUUUCUUUGUGUUUUUUGUAUCAGUUUAAAGGAGAAAAGAUUCUUGAAUCAAUAAAACUAUUGAGAGAG
Molecule: messenger RNA, 1605 nt
Organism: Pseudoliparis swirei
Lineage: Eukaryota; Metazoa; Chordata; Actinopteri; Perciformes; Liparidae
Gene: e2f6
Product: E2F transcription factor 6
Exons: 9
Coding region: 55-1254 (399 amino acids)
Biological process (GO): regulation of transcription by RNA polymerase II
Cellular component (GO): RNA polymerase II transcription regulator complex
Molecular function (GO): RNA polymerase II cis-regulatory region sequence-specific DNA binding; DNA-binding transcription factor activity, RNA polymerase II-specific; protein dimerization activity
Source: RefSeq, a predicted model, not a curated record